AUGGUUUGCCAAUCGUUUUUUUUUGUGCUGGACUAUUUUUCGGGUAUUUGUAAUUUGUUUAAUGUUUGGUUGGAUAUAAAAUGUGAGUAUUAUUAUUUAAUUGAAUCGAACUUUGACCAAUCAACCAUGACUUUCAACAAGUUGUGUCAUUCUUUCAUUGUAUUAAUUCUUAUUAUUCUGAACCUGGUACCAUCUUGUGCUUUAAGAUUAUUAUCCACACAGCCAAA
This is a messenger RNA of Entamoeba invadens IP1, 227 nucleotides long. RefSeq lists its product as hypothetical. The record is from RefSeq and is a predicted model, not a curated record. The transcript is spliced from 2 exons. NCBI's taxonomy places the organism in Eukaryota, Evosea, Mastigamoebida, Endamoebidae. The annotation marks the transcript as partial.